GUUUACGAAGUUGGCUGUGAUAAUGGCGUACAGUACUUUUAAAUUAAUUAUAUUAUGUAUUUAGAGUGAUUUCAAUGUCAAAAGCAUAUAAAUAAAUAAGAAGUAAAACACUGAUUAGGUUACAUUUAUACAAUCCGAAACUUUACAACAUUACGUAAUCGUUGCUGAAAGGCAAAAACGUCGUAAACAUCCAGGAAUUGUAACCAUUUCCGAGAAUGCGCUACGUUUAUCUGUCAAAGAGGCCGUGGUUAAAGUGGACAAAGAUUUGGAGUCGUAAUUUACAAUAUUUACCAACGAUGUCUGCCAAUUCACCACCCGGGACUAGCGAUGGAGAAGACUCGUUAGAUGCGUCGACCGUCCCGCCAAAUCAUAUAGAAACUAUGGGCGCCCGCCUUCGGGAUUUGGAUGUAGACUCUAUCCGUAGAUACUUGGCUCAAAAACUCGGUUUCUAUGAGCCUACGGAGCCGGCGGCGCCGGUAGAAAAGGUUUUGGAUGAAGUCAACCUAGACGGUAUCGUGAAAUGGAUCAAGGGAUCGCGAUGCAAAAACAUUAUAACAUUGGCGGGAGCGGGCAUUUCCACUUCGGCCGGAAUCCCAGACUUCCGGAGUCCAGAAACGGGUCUCUACCACAACCUGCAGAAGUACAACCUCCCCGAGCCGCAGGCCAUUUUUGAAAUCAACUUCUUCCGACAGAACCCCAAGCCUUUCUUUCUGUUAGCCAAAGAGCUGUUUCCGGGGAGCUUCAAGCCUACUGUGUCACACUAUUUCAUCAGGCUUUUACAUGAGAAAGGUCUUCUCCUCCGCCACUACACUCAGAACAUCGACACGCUAGAGCGCGGCGCCGGUAUCCCAGAAGAAAAGUUAGUUGAAGCCCACGGGACAUUUUACACGUCGCACUGUAUCGACUGCAGGAAGCAAUACCCGCUUGAGUUCAUUAAAGAGCAUAUAUUCUCGGACCAAAUCCCGAUCUGCACCGCCUGCCCCGGUGUAGUUAAGCCUGACAUCGUGUUCUUCGGGGAGAGCCUGCCGGACCGCUUCCAAGACUGCCUGCAGGAGGACUUCCAGCACUGCGACAUGCUCAUCAUCAUGGGAUCCUCGCUGGAGGUGCAGCCGUUUGCUUCCCUCAUCGACAUGGUCCCGGACUGGUGUCCGCGGCUGCUCAUCAACCGCGAGAAGGCGGGGCUGCGCUCGCCGCUGCUGCGGUUGUGGGGGCUGUCGUCGGGCGGGCUGCAGCUGGACGGGGACGCGACCAGGGACGUGGCGCGGCUCGGGGACUGCGACGAGGGGUGUCGCGAGCUGGCCCAGAAGCUCGGGUGGGGGGAGGAACUUCAAGCCCUGGUAGCCUCCGAGCACGCCCGGCUAGAGCUGGCGGGCUCGCUGUCCGCCCCACACGCGCCGCACGCCCCACACGCGCCGCACGCCCCACACGCCCCACACGCCCCGCACGCCCCACACGCACCGCACGUACCGGAGCCGGGCGUCAGUACACCGCUAGACCCUAAACUGUGAGCGUAAACCUAAGGUCUGAUGUAUAUCGAAUACACCGCAGCCACAUUGUUCA
This is a messenger RNA of Cydia amplana, 1560 nucleotides long. RefSeq names its product NAD-dependent protein deacetylase sirtuin-2-like (gene Sirt2). The record is from RefSeq and is a predicted model, not a curated record. Gene Ontology annotation, cellular component: nucleus. NCBI's taxonomy places the organism in Eukaryota, Metazoa, Arthropoda, Insecta, Lepidoptera, Tortricidae. The transcript is spliced from 7 exons. Gene Ontology annotation, molecular function: histone deacetylase activity, NAD-dependent; NAD+ binding. The coding region runs from base 216 to 1508 and encodes 430 amino acids.